Molecule: messenger RNA, 1220 nt
Organism: Suillus subaureus
Lineage: Eukaryota; Fungi; Basidiomycota; Agaricomycetes; Boletales; Suillaceae
Exons: 1
Coding region: 23-1039 (338 amino acids)
Biological process (GO): mitochondrial translation
Cellular component (GO): ribosome; mitochondrial large ribosomal subunit
Molecular function (GO): structural constituent of ribosome
Source: RefSeq, a predicted model, not a curated record
GUCAGGCUACAAAUUCUUCAUUAUGGGAGUGUCCUCAGAAGGCUUCUUUUCCUUUCAUUCAUUCCAAUAUUUUUCGCGAAUGCAGGCUCUGUGUCGUGUAGCCCGUCGUCUCUAUUCGACGCAACCCCCAGAACGGGCUGCCAGCGCCCUGCCAAAGCUUGCAGCCGCUGCCAGAGAUGCCUCAGCUCCAAUGGCCGUUCGUGAACGUCGCGAACGCAAACGGGCCUACCUUAAACCUCCCGCCGACAGCGACCUCACCCCGUCAGAAUAUUCGGGCUACAGAAGAGCCCUUGCCAAAGGCGAGCUGAUGGAUCGUCAAGGGAGAGACAUGACGGAAGCUCAAUGGCUUGACGCCCUCAAUGAACGGCGGACGCGUCUUCGCGGUCUGAAGGUCACGGACAAUCACGGAGAGAAAGAAUUGCAGGUGGUCGGUCAGAGAAUCUAUCUCCCAAACAUUAUAUUCCGCAUGGUGCGCAACCACACACCCACUGGAAAGCCCUAUAACCCCUACGAAGCCACCUUCCGAGUCCCAAUGUCUGUCACGAAAACCGACGUACGCUCAUAUCUAUCUGCCGUGUAUGGCGUUAAAACUACCUACAUUCGAACUGCCAACUACUUCUCGCCAUUAUAUCGCAGAUAUAAUGGAGCAAAGGCGACGCGAUCAUACCGGACAUACAAGCGUGCCAUCGUCGGUCUUGUAGACCCAUUCUACUAUCCUGAAGCAAUGGAAGACAUGACUGCAGAGGACAGAAAGAAACGGAUGGAAUGGUUGAACGAGAAGUUUGCAUUAGAUGCAUUGAAGAGAUGGAGGAGACAUGAACUGGUGCGGACGUCCUUGUCGGGGAGCAAGAACUGGCGCUUCACUGGUCAUCUGCGGAGGGAUAAGAUUCUGAAGGCAGUUGCCAGGAGUCGUUCCAGAAUGCUGCGAGAAGUCGAGGACGUGAAAGAGGAACUGGCAGACAAGCGAGCCAAGGGGAUUCCCAUCUUCUCUGAUACUAAGAGGGGCUCUAAAUGGAGGGAGGCGCUUCUUGCAAACUAGAUCCAAUAGUUCUACUACUGUGAUAUUUUUAUUGCAUUGGACUCGGAUUGUUUUGCAGUAAGCCUAUUGGUUUUCGAAGGAAGAAAUCCCAAGGCCUGGUGCAUGCCCUAGACUAACAUAAUAAUUGAUGUCACAUUUUUGCCAUCACACGACAUGUCACCUUGGUACUAGCCGAGGGAGU